Penicillium lagena is the source of this 2121-nucleotide messenger RNA. RefSeq lists its product as uncharacterized. The coding region runs from base 1 to 2121 and encodes 706 amino acids. The record is from RefSeq and is a predicted model, not a curated record. NCBI's taxonomy places the organism in Eukaryota, Fungi, Ascomycota, Eurotiomycetes, Eurotiales, Aspergillaceae. The transcript is spliced from 2 exons.
AUGUCCGACAACCCUGGACCCGGGGUUCGCAACCUGCUCGCCAGGUUCGAAAACAGCAGCCCAAAUCCCGUCACCUCCCCGCCAUCGCGUGGCCGAUCCCCUAUCGGGUCCGAUACGUCGGGUUCGACCAGACCACUUUCCAGAGUCCGCGCAAGUUUUGUGAACGUGGAUGGUGCGCUUCAAUCCAACCAAGCCUCGCCUUUGAGAAAGGCAAGUGGACGAGGCGAGGGUGUGGCCGAUCUUUUCGGACCCAAAAUAGGGAGUGGGGAUAGUGUUGUGUCUGGCCGGGACAGUGUCGCGUCUCCCACUCCAAGUGGUGGCCAGGACAGCAUCCAGAAGCUGUCUCCCGAACUGCCUACAAAACAAACACCCGGAAAUACUGCCCAGAAUGGCACUGGAAAGGCAGAACUUCCUGUUCCAGCUGCUGAGGCGCUCUCCAAGCCGAAAGAGCUCCCUAUUCGGCAGAAGGAUUCUACCACAACAUCUGCACCUUCUACUGAGAACCUGAGCGCACCCUCACAGACUGUCAAGAAGCGCCCGUCCACUAUCGGCUCCACCAAGACGAGUAUAGCGACGAAACAAACGACUCCCGCCGCGACCUCGACCACCGCGAAAGCUGCCAGCGCCAGCAAGCCCCCUUACCUCGGGAAGCUGCUAAGGAACGGGCCACCGGUCCCGUUCGAAAGCCUAGCCGUGCUUCGCUCCAUCCAGCGACAAAGCCGACUGCGCGGUCAACUCGAGGCGGAAAAUGCAAAGCCAACAGCGAUCAGCAGUCCUCCCUUUGUCAAGCCUCGCCCCAAGUCACCUACGAAACCUGUGCGUUUGCCAGCUUCAAUGACAGCUUCAACCCAGGCAUCAGCGGCCAGGUUGGGGAACUCGCCUCCCUCGAACAGCACAACCACCACAACGCUCGCUCGAAAACCUUCGACCCUCAAAACUGCACCUGGCCCGCCGCGAGCAAAGACGCCCACGGCAUCCUCAGUGCGCAGACAAUCGUCUCGUCCCUCGCUUGCUGCCCAGCCAGCUGCUGAGCGACCAAGCUCUCGCGUCAGUGCCAAUUCUCGUGGUAGCGAUAUUGGUACUACCAAGCCGGUCAAUGACGGGUUCCUCGCGAGGAUGAUGCGUCCCACUGCCAGUUCCGCCAGCAAGACCCUCGAUAAACCCGAUGCGAAGGUCCCGGCCAGAGCCCCCUCCACGGUUAAGCCUCCCAGACCAUCGAUGGGAAGAGUUCCGGAGCGCAGUGCAUCUCAACUGAAGCCAAAGCGCAGCACGGCACCUCUUCACCCCCAGAGUGAGAAAUCGCAGCCUGUGAAGAAGGACGUGCCCAUUCCAAAGCAGGAACCGAAGCCCGCCCAGCCUGCUCCCGAAAGCGAGAAGGAGAAUGUGGUUGAGCCUCCAGCGGCAAUUCCAGAGGAGCCUACGCCUGUGGCUGCCGAGUCAGCUGCUCAAGAGAAGCCUGCCGCGCCUUUGGAGAAGGAGACCGCUGCUGCACUCGCUGAGCCACCUAUCCCGGAAAUUGCCGUGGAACGUGCUACAGAGGCCGUUGCCGAACCAAGUGAACCAGUAUCCGAGCCUGUUGCGGAGCCUCUGGUGGAAACUGCUUCGGAGAAGCCGGUCGAGACAACUGUUGCGGACACCCCUGUGGCGGCUCCUGCGGAGCCUCGAGUCGAGACCACGGCUGAGCCUAUUCCUAAAUCCUCUGCUGAGAGUCCGACUGAGACCCCAGUCGAGCCGAGCGCGGAUGAGCUCGAAGAGCAAGCUACCGAGCCCACAACCGCGACGGAGGCAGUGGAGGAAAACUCCUCUCCAGCACAUGUUGAGGAGUCUGGCACGGAACCAGUCCAGGAGUCAACCCCAGUCUUGGAGUCCACCGGUGAUGCUGUGACCACCACCAUCGAAGAGCGCGAAACCCCGAAGCCCGAAUUAGAUGCCUCCGAGUCGCAAGAGCGACAGUCCGGUGCUACUGUAUCGGAUUCAGCAACCGAGGCCACUAUUCCUGAACUUAUCACGGAGCCUGCAGAGACCAAGAGCAUUGACGACUUAGUGCCUGCUGCGCAACCAGAAACCGAGAGCAAAGAACAUGACGCGGAGCUCGACGUGACUGAACUGACAUCGAAUUAA